AAAGCAAGCAAAGAAACCAUCACCCGCCGCCAAAUAUUCCAGGUUCCCGGGUACGGCAUCAGUACCCUACAGACAAACACCAAUGAAAUUUCUCUAUUUGYUCUGCACACUCGUGCUGAUCGGACUCWGUGCGGUCGAGGGGCGAUUCGGUGCCAACCAGAUAGGACAGAGCCUUCCGGCACUGAAUUACCGAACGUUUCAAUCCGGCGAUAGGAACAACCCGGCCUUUUGGGGGACGGCCAGGACCCACGGCCCGACAAACCGCCGCUCGCACCCGGACGACUGCGCCCGCACCGAGGUUCGCAGCGUUGCGAGGACCAUCCAGUCCGAUGUUCGGGGUGGAUCGGCUGCGGCGGCAAAGGCCGUGCGGACCAUGACGGCACGACGAAUGGAGUCGCUCAAGUAAGUUUCGGGCACAGGCGCCGCGGCAAUYUCCCGGCGGCGGCACUUGGACAGCAAUUGCCCCUCGGCAGGCGCAUGGCCUUCGUCGCAUCGGUGUUGAAAACCACUUUUACGAKAUGGRUUUCUUUGGAUGGCCAUGCCCAGGGUCUGUUGAAAUUUUGGGGGGGAAAUCGCCACCCGUUUCGUCGCUCACCAAUCGACUUUUUUUCGCUUGUUCGCAUCCAUUUUACACGAUUCCAAAAGAUUGUUGUCCGGUGGUAUGGCAGGGACGGUGGCUGCUUGUAUAACCAAUCCACUCGAGGUGGUGAAAACGCAGCUCCAGUCUUCCAACUCUGCAAAAUCCAACCCGUCCCAGAUUGCGAAGAAAAUUCUGGACGCGGAUGGGAUUCCGGGAUUUUGGCGCGGGCUCCCCCCCACCCUGGUCGGAAUCAUCCCCUCGCGCUCGGCGUACUUUUACGCCUACCAAAAGAUGAAGACCUUCCUCAAUCCAACCCUUCCGGAAGGAUCUCCGGCGAACGCCAUGAUCGCCGGGUUCUCGGCGGGAAUMGUUGGCAACACGCUGACGAAUCCGAUCUGGAUGGUCCGAACGAGAAUGCAGAUCUUGGUCGAUGCGUCGGCGGGCCAAAAACAAUACGCCGGGUACGCGGACGCUAUCCGGACCAUCUUCCAGGAAGAGGGACUCGGUGGAUUCUACAAGGGGAUCACGGCGAGCUAUUGGGGCUGUUUCGAGGGAGCUACGCAAUUCAUUAUUUACGAACAACUGAAGUCGAAGCUGAUCACUCGACAAAACAAGAAGCGCGCCGAGCAGGGAUUGCGACCCAGCCAGGAAUUGUCGAAGGGGACCUAUUUCUGGGCCGCAGCGUGCUCGAAGGCCAUUGCCGCCGUGGCUACGUACCCGCACGAAGUGGCGCGAACGCGAAUGAGAGAACAGGCGCGAGCGGGUGUCUUCAAGUACCAGAACGGUAUGUGGGGGUGCCUUUCGGUCAUGGCCAAGGAAGAGGGGUUCAACUCGCUCUACUCCGGUAUGGGGGUGCACUUGAUGAAGGUCGUACCCAACUCGGCAUUGAUGUUUCUUACGUAUGAGAUUGUGAGAGGAUGGCUCGACAGAUACGAAGUAGUAGGAUAAAAAUCUAAUCAGAGUGCGAUUAUUUUUGUCUCCAAAGCAUAGAUCCGUCAC
Molecule: messenger RNA, 1579 nt
Organism: Pseudo-nitzschia multistriata
Lineage: Eukaryota; Bacillariophyta; Bacillariophyceae; Bacillariales; Bacillariaceae
Source: the annotation of a GenBank genome assembly